AUGGGUCUUCAAUCUUAUCUGGAACAACGGUUCUGUUGCUGGCAGCCAGUGGCUGCGGAGGUGGUGCAACGAAAUAAGGGUAGCAUUACGCUAAGAUGGAAGCAAGACACCUUCGACUUCUUAGCUGAAGACCUGCUGUAUAAGGUCCAGAGCAAGAAGAAGAUACCGCCGCCGUGGGUGUACGUUUACAGUGGUGGAAAAACAAUACAAAAAAUAGACAACCUGGCGCCGUGCUGUCAACACAAAUUCAGAAUUCAGGUGAUACUAAAGUCAGAAGCCGUUCCUUCACUCGCUGAAAAGGCCCUCACGCAUUACGGCAGCGAGGCGGCCGUUUAUGCAAACGUCCGAGGAGACCAGUUCACUCAGACGAAAACCUCAGCGGGCAGCGAUAAUGGAGAUAGUACUCAAAUCACAGAUGAUGAUAAAAAUGAUGAAUGUGAAAACGUUAUCAUUGAAAGUGUAAACAGAAUGCAAGAGAAUGAAAUUGAGAGAGUACUUCCAGUAGGAAUGAAAGUCAAUGACAAAAGGCGGUGGUUAGAGUCUCAGUGGUCAGAGGAGACCUGUACGAGCACAGAGUCAGACGGCACCUCCGCAACUUGCUUCUGCAUGGCAGUAAGGGGUGGAUAUCUCAAGCAGGACUCAGGCGGUGUAAUAUCUUGCGAUUUGUAUAAUCAGGUUCAAACACUGUUGGAAGAAAAACCAGCACUGAUCGGAAUAGUGAACUCUACAAAUGGGUUCACUCCUCUCGCGACUGCCGUUAGGCAAGGAGACCUAAACAUGGUGAAGUUAUUACUCUCAGCGGGGGCUGAAGUUGACCAACGGUCCUUCACAGGGCAAACACCAUUGCAUCUCGCCGUGCUCGGAGCGCACAGAGCUCUCGUGGAAGUGCUGCUCGAUAAAGGCGCUAACUUUCAGGCACGUGAUAUUAACGAGUUGCGCGUGGAGCAUUGCGCCGUAGACUCAGGUAAACUGAGCAUGGUGCGGUUGAUCCAUGAACGCGGAGGAGACGUGGCCGUACGGGACAACAAUGGCUGGACGCCACUUUUCAGGGCUA
Messenger RNA from Hyposmocoma kahamanoa, 1054 nucleotides. RefSeq names its product ankyrin repeat domain-containing protein 17 (gene flip). The annotation marks the transcript as partial. The record is from RefSeq and is a predicted model, not a curated record. Lineage: Eukaryota; Metazoa; Arthropoda; Insecta; Lepidoptera; Cosmopterigidae. The transcript is spliced from 6 exons. Gene Ontology annotation, molecular function: protein binding.